Aspergillus aculeatinus CBS 121060 is the source of this 738-nucleotide messenger RNA. RefSeq lists its product as uncharacterized. Bases 1 to 738 code for a protein of 245 amino acids. Lineage: Eukaryota; Fungi; Ascomycota; Eurotiomycetes; Eurotiales; Aspergillaceae. The record is from RefSeq and is a predicted model, not a curated record. The transcript is spliced from 3 exons.
AUGAAUCCUACUGUAGAGGAGGUAGAAGACGAGAGUAGGCCUAGUCCAGGUAGCGGUAGUGGUAAUGCCAACACCGCGCAACAGCAAUUGUCAUGGGCUGAGGUUUGCGCCCAGCACGAGUCGCUGCUGGUAUCCCACCUCGCGCUGCUACAGCAGGUCCAGGGCGAGGUUCCGUCCAAUGGCGAUGCGUCGCGGUUGGUUACCAACAUGUUGGAGCGGACGAAAAAGUUGAUGAUACAGUUCAAGAUCAUCAAAGGCAAAUUUGUGAAUGCUGAGAAAACCUUGCACUCGAACUCUGGCUCAGAUCCGUCAUCUUCUCGUCGGACGAGUGAUUCGUCUGGAAAUGGCCCUCGGGCGAGAGAUCGGGCGAAACGGGCACGCGCAGAAGCGAGCGAACGAGACGAGGAGACUAUUGCUGCAGUACCAGAUGCAGAGACUAUGUCGGCCUUUGCUGACCCAGCCCGUCACCACAAGCGUAAGCGCUUAAUGAAGGUGCUGCCUGGGGGUGAGGAUGACGUUAGGAGCAUAACUCCGGUGUCAAUUGACACAGAGGACAUCUCUGAGGAGGUACAACGAAGGCUGGCUAUCCGAGAUGAGCAACGCAAAAAGCGCAGCAAUGCUAAAGCAGAGAAGCGCAAACGAGACAGCAUGACCUCAACCGGAAGUGCACCUUCUCCUGGCGGUCCUACGAAGCAACCCAGAAAAAAGAUCAAAGCAAUCCAGUCCCGUGAGCGAUGA